UAGACAAUUAAUAAUAACCUUUCAUUACCAAUCUAAUCUCUCCUGCGCACGCGAACCUUUCCGAUAUCAUCUCUCUCUCAACUUCCAUAUAUCUAAGUACAUCUUCCCUCUUCUGCUGCUGCAAACUACACAACCUAUAAAAUGGCGACAGCAGCAGCAGCAGCGGUAAGUGUAGCGAACGGCGUCUGUCAGGCAUACCUGGAAAGCAAACACGUCAGAGAGACUAGGGAAGGGGUUGCGGAGCUUUGCCGGCAUUUCUAUACACAAGGAUGGGUGUCCGGAACAGGUGGCAGCAUCACCAUGAAGGUCCACGAUGAUUCCAUUCCCAAGUCACAGCAGCUCAUUGUCAUGUCCCCUUCUGGUGUUCAGAAGGAAAGGAUGCUUCCUGAGGACAUGUAUUUGCUUUCUUCAACUGGGUCAAUUCUGUGCGCUCCUUCUCCCAAGCCUUAUCCCCAUAAGCCUCCUAAGUGUACCGACUGUGCUCCCCUCUUCAUGAAGGCUUAUGAGAUGCGGAAUGCUGGCGCUGUCAUUCACAGUCAUGGAGUGGAGUCUUGUAUUGUGACAAUGAUCCAACCUUCCUCAAAAGAGUUUCGAAUUACUCAUAUGGAGAUGAUUAAAGGCAUUGACGGGCAUGGUUAUCAUGAUGAGCUUGUGGUCCCAAUAAUAGAGAACACUGCCCAUGAAGGAGAGCUCACGGAAUCUCUUAGUGAAGCGAUUCAAGCUUACCCAAAAACUACAGCUGUUCUUGUUCGUAACCAUGGGGUAUAUAUAUGGGGAGACUCAUGGAUCAGGGCUAAAACUCAGGCUGAAUGCAAUCACUAUCUCUUUGAUGCUGCUAUCAAACUUUAUCAGUUGGGCUUGGACUGGUCUACGCCAAGCCAUGAUCCAAUUCAAAGAGUUUUUGGUCAUCAGAGGAAUACAAACAUGGCUGUGAAUGCGGCUGUACAGAAUUUAAACGAUGCACCGGAGCCAUCACAUCGUUGUAUUGUUCUUGACAUUGAGGGGACGGCAACUCCUAUAUCAUUCGUUACAGAUGUUCUUUUCCCUUAUGCUCGUGAUAAUGUGGGAAAGCAUUUAUAUUUAACAUAUGACACUGAAGAAACUCAGGAUGAUAUUAAGUUGCUGCGUGCUCAAGUUGAAGAAGAUUUGCAAAAGGGGGUUGCUGGUGCUGUGCCCAUACCUACUAAUGAUGCUGGGAAAGAUGAGAUGAUAGCAUCCCUGGUUGCUAAUGUUGAAGCAAUGAUUAAUGCUGACAGAAAAAUCACUGCCCUGAAGCAGCUGCAGGGUCAUAUAUGGAGAACUGGGUUUCAAAAUAAUGAACUGGAAGGAGUAGUUUUUGAAGAUGUACUACAUGCUCUUCAGAAAUGGCAUGCUUCAGGCAUCAAGGUAUAUAUAUAUUCUAGUGGUAGCAGGGAGUCUCAACGGCUUAUCUUUGGCAAUUCAAAUUAUGGAGACUUGCGAAAAUAUUUAUGUGGAUAUUUCGAUACCACAGUAGGUAACAAAAAAGAAACACGCAGUUACUUUGAGAUCUCACAGUCACUGGGAGUAGAUGAACCAUCGGAUAUCUUAUUUGUCACAGACGUCAUUCAGGAAGCCGUGGCUGCAAAAGCAGCAGGUUUGGAAUUGAUAAUUUCUGUCCGGCCGGGAAAUGGACCACUUCCAGAGAAUCAUGGGUUCAAGACUGUCCGAUCCUUUGUGGAAAUCUGAGAUGGUCAAUUCUGUAUAUUAUUGAAUAAGAUAUAAAUUUAGUUCAUAAAUAUAUAGAUAGAGAAACAAACCAGUUUAAAAGACUUG
Molecule: messenger RNA, 1794 nt
Organism: Telopea speciosissima
Lineage: Eukaryota; Viridiplantae; Streptophyta; Magnoliopsida; Proteales; Proteaceae
Product: probable bifunctional methylthioribulose-1-phosphate dehydratase/enolase-phosphatase E1 1
Exons: 12
Coding region: 142-1707 (521 amino acids)
Cellular component (GO): cytoplasm
Molecular function (GO): acireductone synthase activity; magnesium ion binding
Source: RefSeq, a predicted model, not a curated record